UCUAGGAGCUCUUUACAUAUAUUUCACCAACUCUCCCUCACCGACUUUCACGUCUACUCUGUUCGUGACUCACUCAUUUCAUUUCAACUCCAUAUGUUCAGACUAUCAUUGAGGUUGAGGGCUCUCUCCAGACACUUUACACCUAGCUGUGCACUUCUUAUUGAGAAGACUCGCCCUCUCUAAACCUCAUCCAUUACACCGUUCUCGAGAUAUUUCUCUAGCCGCAAGCCGGCACAAUGUCCGCCAACAAUGAUAGCACUAUGUCCAGAUUCCUAUUUGCGAUUCUGAAGCAGAAGAAUCUCAAGGAUAUAAAUUGGGAGGCGGUUGCUAAAGAUGAAGUUCUGGAAAAGCCAAUCACCAAUGGCCAUGCCGCUCGAAUGAGGUUUUCGCGUUUCCGAAAUGCUAUACAAGGCAAUGAACCCGCCAAACGAAAUCGAACGGGGCAAAACAAAAAUCGAGUAAACAAGUCAAAGAAAGAUCCGAAGGAGAAGAAGGAUGUACGUGUCAAAUUGGAGGGCGCCUUGCAGUUCCUCCCAGACUCAUCGGCCACACCAGAGCCGUCUGAGACGCCCGCUCCCGAGAUCAAACAGGAGAGGGUUCCCUACAACUUGGGAGACCGCUUCACUCCGCGUCUCACCCCGGGGCCAUCUAGCGCAAUGCUAGCUGCUUCAGUAUUACAGAGCAAUCAUGGUGUGAUUCAACCUAGAUUCCUUACGCCGUGCAGUGAUACAGACUUUUUCUCUCCAUCUCCGGCCCUCACAUCCAGCCCCACGGGCGAUAUGAUUGCUUCUCCAGCUUCAUUCAGUUUCCGCGACUCGCCAUGUCCUGAACGCCCUGAUCCGAUGUGGUCGAGUGUCCCGCAUUAUUCUGCCUACGGAGCUGGUGCCUCUUUUGAGGACUUUAGAUCUAGUCCUUGCGAGGGACCCUACGCGCACUCUCAUUCACAACCCCCCCAGGGACAUCAUCCAUACCGGACGAUCGAAGUCGAUGAAGAUUACGUCUUUGUGAAAACUGAGCGGGAGGAGUGCCCUUGAUGGGGCAUGGACAUGUCAUUCGUAUGACCUGGACAGGCUGGUUUGGGGGUUGGGUUGCCAUCUCACAUAGUUACCUAUAUGUUGUGUGGGCCACGAGCUUGUUUCUACGAGGAAUUGGCCGAGGGAAUAGUUGAAUUGCUCAUCUGCUAUGAGAUGUUAUCAUUCUGGCUGCCAACUACGAAAUUCGGCGUUUGGGGAUGUCAAUCUAGUUUUUAGGGGGGGUGGGUUAACGCUCAUGAUUUUUGCAGCAUGAUCUUUGUAAACUUAUUGCUUGGAUGAUGAUAUUUCGGCGUUCGGAACUUAGGGUUACCUUGGCUUGGUUGAUGGAUCGGGAUACACAGCAUGUAUCAUUGGCAACGUAGUGGUGGUCAAUAUCACUCUUUAAAAAAAUAUUCUAUGAGCAUACCGUGCUUUGCCUAACGUUUAUGACGUCUUUACCUAAGCUAAUAAGAACCCCUUAAUGUAAUAUGCAUUUAAAUCGGCC
This is a messenger RNA of Daldinia caldariorum, 1518 nucleotides long. RefSeq lists its product as uncharacterized. The record is from RefSeq and is a predicted model, not a curated record. The transcript has 2 exons. Lineage: Eukaryota; Fungi; Ascomycota; Sordariomycetes; Xylariales; Hypoxylaceae. The coding region runs from base 237 to 1034 and encodes 265 amino acids.